AUUGGAACUUUGUGCUCUUCUCACACCUUCAAAACUCAUCAUGUCGGCAUGAAGCCCAUUGCGAAGACGUUGUUUCGGCGAAUGCGAGAUACGGACGGGAUGGGAAAUGCGUGCUGGCUGAGAGCUGGAGAACUGGAUCAGGGAUCUGACCCUGUGUUGGCUUACAGCUGGGGCCGCACCCUUCGAUUCCUGCGAGUCAAAGACGGUGACACCCCGACAUUUGUGGACGGUCAAAGAUGGGACGCACCCGACGAUAUCCGUGCACUCCAAUGGUACGAUGCGAAUCACUUAUUGGUCCAUGCCAUGUCCCUCAUCCUGCUCGACGUGCGGACCAUGACACAGGUGGAGACAAUGCCGCUGGACACGCAGCUCGUAUCGUUUCCUUCCAUUCGAGGCUUGUGCGUAUCAAACAGUCUGCGUACAUACAGAGGCAAAUUAGUUCUCCUCUCUCACUCACAACUUCUGGUCGGGACUCUCUCACACUGGAACGAUCGAGUCCUCGCAAAAGUUCAUCAAGGUGAUUUUCUUGGCGCUAUCCAUCUCGCCGUCGAUUACUUCGAGGGGCGCUCGACUGGGAAUCGUAUCGGACUUCCGGGCUCAGAAGAUGCCGCCAAGAAGGUUGUCUCCUCCAGGAUUCGAGAACUCAUUCAUGCUUCCCUGGCGUGGGCUUUUUCCGAGGAGCGUAUGCACGAUGAUACCCACUUCAGCCCCGAUGGCAGAGGUGUCGACCUCACUUCCCUCUUCGAAUCCCUCGCUAUAGCUUGCAUUGAUGCUUGUCUGUCUAUCGGUGAUCGGAAUACGCUGUUCAAUCUAGCUUACGAACGUUAUGCGGAAGCAGGCAUCCAUGGGAUCUUCCUCCGUCAGCUGGAACCAUACAUCCUCGAUGGACGGCUUAUUCACGCUCCACCCGAGGUCGUCAAAAAUUUGGUCAGCCUUCAUGCCGAAGCCUUCGAAUGGGAGCAAGCGGAAGCGAUCAUUUGGCACGUAGACCCACAUUCUCUCGACAUCGAUCAGGCAAUCACGAUCUGCGAGGAGCACCAACUGUGGGACGCUCUCGUUCACGUGUACACCAGAGCUCUCCAUGACUAUAUUGCACCACUGCAAAAGCUUGCGCCGGAGCAGCUAUUCGAAUACAUCGAGUAUACCUUAUGCGGUUGUUCAUACCCUGACGGGGCACAGCUACCAGCAGAUGAGUCUGAUGCAGCAAGAAAGUCGGUCUAUGAGUGGAUCUCCAGCAAUCUGCCCCAACUCUUACACCUGGACACCGAAGCUUUCCUUCACACUCUGGACAUCGCCUUCGAGGAUUCAUAUCUCGAUGACUCGUCAGACAUCACUCGACAGACGUUGAUCAACCAAAUGCUGGAUGUGAUGGACUCGAGCGAUUUCAAUGUCAACGACGUCACUCUAUUACAUAUUUUCGUCGCUCGUAAUCUUCCCAAAUACUCUCAAUUCCUUUUGUUCCCUCCAUCUGUCUUACAGCGUAUUCUCUUCGCGUUGUGUACCGACAACGAGCCCGAGUCUCGGGAAGAUCGACAGCUAGCUGCCGAGUUUCUCCUCUCGGCCUUCACUCCUCAGAACGCCGAUGCCAUGCUCCAACUCUACGAGUCAGCCGGCUUCUAUCGUAUUCUGGCUAUCAUAUAUCGACGGGAGCAGAGAUGGGGGGACCUCAUUGCUACAAUUGUCAAAUUGCACCCUGAAGACAUCUUCGCCGAAUUGGAUAGUUUGGUCGAGAAAAGCCCAACCACCGUCGAGAAAGUGAUACCUGAUCUGCUGAAUGUGAGCAUCACGUCGACGGCGACUCUUCUGCAAAAAGUGCCUCAACUUCAUCCCAUCGCCCUGUCUGUGCUUCCCCCCCACAAACAAAUAGCCUAUCUGUCGAGUCUCGAUCAGCUGAAACUUCCCCUACGUCACCAGUACAUAAAUCUGUUAACGGUCCACGAGCCCUCCUCCGUAAUCGGCUACAUGGAUUCUCACGGAAAGGAUAAGUUUGAUCUUUUCCAACUGAAUCAAGAUUUCCAGACCGCUCGAUUUCCAGAGGGUCAAGCGUGGGCGUUGGACAGGCAGGGUAAGCCCGGUGAGGCUUUGACUGUGAUCGAGAGUGUUCUUAGGGAGGAGGGUAUGGAUAUUGGGCAAGCUGUGGUGUCGGGAGAUCUGGGAACGGUCCACAUGGCCUUACAGUCAAUCACGUCUGCAUGUGUCAUGGGGACCCGUUUGUGCCGGGAGCGGUCUUCGGAAGCUCAAGCCGAGGAUAUGUGGUUUGGGAUUCUCAACGAGAUGGUGGAGCUGGUGCAAUCGUUGAGCUCUUUGAGCGUGCGAGCGUCGGAAGGAGGAAGCAUUGCUGUGGAUACCUUGCGACAACUCAUUCAGGAUACUCUGUCAGCCUUGGUUUCAUCCCGCUCCCCGUCAUUGUCUUUUCCACGACUCUUCAAACGACUCGUAGAUUCGACACCUACUACCAAACGAUCGUAUGCCGAAUUUCGUUCUAUUCUGAGUGGCAUGUUGGACUCGUAUCGAACCGAAGGAGAGAUGUUGACGAUGACGACUCGGUUAUUGGAGGGUGACCUGUUUGUUUCGGUACAUGAAUUGGUGGUCAAGCGUCAGGCGGGAUGGAGGCCUUUUGACGGGUUCUGUGACGAGUGUGGGCUCAAGUUGGAAGGGGAUGUGAUGCUCAGUCCCGAGAGGGCGUAUCAUCGGUCGUGUCAAAAGAUCACAAUACCAUCAUAGCAUGUUCAAUAUCUGCACUAUGUCAUCUCUAUUUG
Tremella mesenterica DSM 1558 is the source of this 2759-nucleotide messenger RNA. RefSeq lists its product as uncharacterized. Gene Ontology annotation, cellular component: HOPS complex; late endosome. The record is from RefSeq and is a predicted model, not a curated record. Gene Ontology annotation, biological process: endosomal vesicle fusion; protein targeting to vacuole. The coding region runs from base 49 to 2724 and encodes 891 amino acids. NCBI's taxonomy places the organism in Eukaryota, Fungi, Basidiomycota, Tremellomycetes, Tremellales, Tremellaceae. The transcript is spliced from 2 exons.